AUGGAACCCCUCACUACUCCAGCUCUCAUCUGCCAGCCGUCAGUCCUUGUGAAGCCGUUGACUGAGAAGGAUCGCUUCGUUGUCUUCGGUUCGGAUGGGCUUUGGGAAAACGUCUCAAAUGAGGAGACGGUGGAGCUCGUGUCAAAAUUCCCAAGACUGGGAAUAGCAAGGCGCCUGGUGAAGCUUGCCAUGGUUCGAGCGGCAAAGAAGCGGAAGCUGACCUAUGGUGAUUUGAAAACGCUGGGACCGGGUGAGCUUCGAUCUCCCUGCUGUUUCUCGGCUGACUCUCCACUCCUCCCUCCAUCUCUCGUCCAUACUCCCGCCAUGGCUGGACCCGUUGAUGGUGCUCCUGCCGAUGACGAUGCUGACGACAUAGAGACGAAGUUGAACUUCCUUCGCCCCUCAUCUGCGCCACCGACAGCACCCACCAACGUGCCCACUCCGCCCGUACUCGAAGCUGCAGCCUCGAACCAGCCGUCAGUUCCUCCCGAGGAGCAGUAUGCCAUUGCUCUUGAAAGGGAAGCUCUUGCCGCUAAGGAUGCUGCCGAGAGCUUGCCUGUCUUCAACAUGAUCGACAACACGGUCCGUGCCAUCGCCGAGCAUCUGGGCCGGUCGGGUCCAUGGCAUCAGCGCUUCAAGGACCUCCAAGAGGUUUUUACCGAGACCUUUCUGGAGCUGCAAGGGAUUCACACCGUACGGUGGCUAUCACGUGGUGAUGCCAUCGCCAGGUUUGUGGCGGUCCUGCCGGCAGUCAUCACGAUGCUGAAGGAGUGGAAUGACAAGCUGUACAAGGUGGUGACGUCGUUCCGGUUCCACUUUCUCCUGUUCUUCCUUGCCGACGUGCUUGACCAGAUGAACGUCCUGAGUAGGACGUUCCAGCGACGAGAGAUCCGCCGUACAACUGGACAUCUGGAGGCCCGUUACGUCGACUGCGAGGACGAGUUUGGCGGAGGGCUCAGUCCAAGGCUCUCGCCAUGGCUUGAGAAGCACGGCCCCGAAGACAAGCGGGAAGUCUGCAUCGAGGGCAGCGACUCGGACGGGCAGGCAUGCACCUUCACGUUCAUACUGCAUGAGGAUAAACUUGACGACUACCCCGGACCUGGGCACCAAGACGCAUGCAUCGACAUCUGCACCGAGUUCGCUGAGCUCAUCGUGGCCAACCUCCUGGAUCGGUUGGGCGACCUCGACAAGCUCUCGGGCGUGGGCUUGUUCACCCCCGACAAUUGGCCGCACGGCAGGCACGAGCGCCAAGCGAAGUGUCAGGAGCAUCUUGAGGCGCUGAUCACUCUCUUCCGGGCGGAAGAGUGCGAGGAGAUCAUACCUGGUGUCGACAAGAAGAAAGCAGUCAAGGAAGUGCGACUGCUAAUCCCCGUCCUUUCACGUGCACCGAAGGUCGAGAUCUGGCGUAACUACAAGAAGCGGAAGCCGCUCAACACCUGCAACAUCUCCAGGCAGGAGGCAGAUAGGAGGCGUCGGGGGAAGGAGGAGGCAGAGGCAGGAGACCAGGCCAACCCUGUAGACCUAGAUGAAGAGGAGGAUGCAGCAGGUGCAGCUGACGGUGGUGAUGAUGAGGAUGCGAUGUGGUAUUAG
Molecule: messenger RNA, 1590 nt
Organism: Closterium sp. Naga37s-1
Lineage: Eukaryota; Viridiplantae; Streptophyta; Zygnematophyceae; Desmidiales; Closteriaceae
Source: the annotation of a GenBank genome assembly